Molecule: messenger RNA, 831 nt
Organism: Lactuca saligna
Lineage: Eukaryota; Viridiplantae; Streptophyta; Magnoliopsida; Asterales; Asteraceae
Source: the annotation of a GenBank genome assembly
AUGGUCUAUAGUGUUUCUACGCCAUUCUAUGUGAUUAAUUUUCCUCGAGACGCAGAUGUCAAGUCGUUAUGGGAGGUCUGUGAUAAGGUUGGGAAGGUGGCUGAUGUUUAUGUGGCCCAUAAAUUAAUUGGUAAGAGAUGCGCCUUUAUCCUUUUUCUUAAAUUUAAAGAUGAACUUGUGUUGGAACGAAAACUUAGGGAGAUUUGGAUGGAGUCAUAUCUUUUGUUUGCUUUUGUGGCUCAGUUUAGUUGGGAUGUUAGUAACAAGGGAGCUUCGGAUAAAAAGGGGCAGGUUAUUACUGCUAAUCCUGUUGAGCAGGUGCAUCGGUCGAAUGUGCAUGCUGAUGCACGAAGUAGUUCUUAUGCAAAUGUAGUAAAGGGUGAUGGGUGUGUGAAAAACAAGAAAGGCUCGGUUCCUGUGUAUAUUUUACAGGGAAAGGAGAUUGAUAAUCCGUUGUCCAUGAAAGCAUACGUUUUUGAUAAGCUACGUUACAUUAGAUUGAUCCCAAAGUUGUGUAUUCUCUUGAAAGAAGAAGAGAAUGGUGAUAAGGUUGAUGAGGGGAAAGAGGAGUCAUUUAGCAUGUAUAAUACACCUAUUAAUAGUGUUAGAGGAGUUGGGUUUGUUGAUAGAAAGGCGGGUGAAAGGUUCGGUUCUAUUUUAUGUUCUAUUUCCGCCCAGCCUUUUAAUGACUUCAUUGAUGAUGGUGGUCUUAUUGAUAUGCCUAUGGUUGGAAAGCGGUUUAUUAGAGUUGAUGUCAUAGUUGCUAAACUUAGCAAGCUUGACCAAUUCUUGCUCUUGGAUGCGGUUUCUGAUCGUUUUGAUCAUCUUUAG